Homalodisca vitripennis (glassy-winged sharpshooter) is the source of this 1848-nucleotide messenger RNA. Its product is annotated as tyrosine-protein phosphatase non-receptor type 12-like. Lineage: Eukaryota; Metazoa; Arthropoda; Insecta; Hemiptera; Cicadellidae. Gene Ontology annotation, cellular component: cytoplasm; nucleus. The record is from RefSeq and is a predicted model, not a curated record. Gene Ontology annotation, biological process: peptidyl-tyrosine dephosphorylation. Gene Ontology annotation, molecular function: non-membrane spanning protein tyrosine phosphatase activity.
GAAUUGAAGUUGUUCAGCGAAUCUAUUAAAGGCACAAAACAGUAUUCUUGUUCGGAGGGAGAAAAGGAAGUCAAUCGGAAGAAAAACCGCUACAAAGAUAUUCUGCCAUUUGAUGUGAGCAGAGUGGUACUCAACGAGUAUGCUGGGGUGCCGGGCAGUGACUACAUCAAUGCCAACUACAUCAGAGGGGCCAGUGGGUCUCCAGCAUACAUCGCUAGUCAAGGCCCUCUGCCCCACACAGUCAAUGACUUCUGGAGGAUGGUGGUGCAGUGCGAGGUGCAAGUCAUUGUCAUGGCUUGCAAUGAAGAGGAGGCAGGGAAGCAUAAAUGUGAGAACUACUGGGUGGAAGGAGAGGGGGAAGAGAAGCAGUUCGGAAUGGUCUCUCUGCGUCUUAUCAAAGCCAGUACAGUCUGUCCGGACUUCUCAGUGCGCACCAUGCGGCUCAAGUACACCAACACACAGUCCAACACAGAGGAGAGGACAGUGUGUCAGUUCCACUACUCUGCGUGGCCGGAUCACGGUGUACCACCUCUUGUCAGACCUCUGUUGGACAUGGUCCGGCUGGUCAGAGAUACCCAGGCUUCUGAGACUUUACCUGUGCUCAUCCACUGUUCUGCUGGCUGUGGCAGGACUGGUACUAUCUGUGCAAUCGACUAUGUGUGGGGUCUCCUCAGAGCCGGGAAAUUAACGAAGGAUUUCAGCCUACUCUCGUUGGUGAGGGAAAUGCGAAGACAGCGCAUAGCCAUGGUUCAGACCAAGGAACAGUAUGUGCUCGUACACCAAGCGGUCAGAGAGCUGUUCCGAGAGCAACUGCGUAUGAUCGACUCACACCCGUACGAGAACAUUGAUUGCAACGGUCUGCCUCUCAUCGAGUGUCCAAGCCCUGAACCUACCUAUGACAGUAUAAUACCAUUCCAGAAUAAUAAGGCAGAAGAAAAACAAGAUGAAAAAGAGAAGGAACAAGCACCUCCUUUGCCGCAAAAGAAACGGUUCCAGACUCUGUCAUCCAAGCAGGCAAAGGAGGUAGAGAAUCUGAGCGAACGACAGAGGCUGGCAGAACGAGCUGGCUGUAGCGGUGAAAAUGUGGCAUCACCCCGCAUAGCUACCCUGCGCAGCCUGUUUGAGCGACAGCACACCACACGAGACUCUCGUCAGGUGGCGCGUAGUCACUCGCUUGGCUCUGUCCGGCCACCUGCACAGCCCAACUUCGUAUUGACUCCACGCAACAACCAGCGGUACACCAACAGCAAGAAUUUUGUGACAGUUUCUGACGACGAAUCCUGUGGUCCAGACAACCCAUCCCUAACCGUGGGAUUCCUGCGAGUGCCCCAGACCCAGCCCAAACCGGCUCUGCCUGUCAAGCGCAGCAAGUCAUUGAGAGUGCUAGGUUCCGGUGACCGCUGUAAGCUGUCCAUCCCUCGGUGCGCCACCCUGCGAGACAGAUCUCCCCGUAGACUCAGCCUUGAGUCCAACUACGACGAGAUAAAGGACCUGGUAGAGGGAGAGACUCAGCAGCCACUGGUCGACUAUUUGUCCGUGGACUCCAUUGUCGCGGGUCUGGGGAUACGUGAGAGGAGGAACAGCUUCCGCCAAGCGAUGCGCAAGGAGACUCAAGAAGUCCAUGUUGCCCAUGCCCAAAAAAACCUGUGGAGAGAAGGUACGCUGCGAAUUAUCAGCCCACCUCACAAGUCCACCCCAAGAACUCUGGUGAUCAAGGUUACCAACACGGCAGGACAGGACCAUAGAACGAGUUUAUAUGUCCAGAGUGCAGCAAACCCCUCGGACUCCGGCCACGGAAACCCUUCAACGGAGACAGGCAUGGAAAUGAAUCUGAAACUUCUGUUUACG